Telopea speciosissima is the source of this 771-nucleotide messenger RNA. RefSeq lists its product as uncharacterized. Bases 1 to 771 code for a protein of 256 amino acids. Lineage: Eukaryota; Viridiplantae; Streptophyta; Magnoliopsida; Proteales; Proteaceae. Gene Ontology annotation, molecular function: RNA-DNA hybrid ribonuclease activity; nucleic acid binding. The record is from RefSeq and is a predicted model, not a curated record. The transcript has a single exon.
AUGGCGGGCGGCCACUGCCUCAGUGUUUAUAUAACAGGGAUUCUGCCAUCUUUGAUCAUCUGGGAGCUCUGGAAGGAAAGAAACAACAGAAGGCACGGGGAAAAGAGGCGGACAGCUAGCUCCAUAAUUGAAUGCAUCAAAACUUGGGUGAGGGAACUACCCUUUCCUGCCAAGGUAGGCACUCACGGGUCCGUUAGGGAUGGAUUAUUAUUGCAGUGUUUUGGUUUUUCGGCUCCCUCCCCCAGGAGGAAACGCCCUAUCCCAGUAUACAGGUGCCCCCCUUUUGUCUCAGUUAAGCUGAAUGUGGAUGGUGCGUGUCGUGGUAAUCCUGACCUGGGCGGCGGGGGAGGGAUCAUUAGGGAUCGACAAGGGGAAGUUCUGGUUGCUUUCUCUAACUUUUAUGGCCCUUGCACUAAUUCACUAGCAAAGCUAAGGGCACUGAGGGAUGGAUUGAAAUUAUGCAAGGUGAUGGGCCUUAUGGAUGAGGUGGUUAAUUAUGAUUUAGAGGCAACUGUCAAGGUUGUUAGUCUGAAGAGGUGCAGUUUGUGGGGAGGAUGGUACUAUUUCAAGGAGAUUUUGGAGUUAGUGGCUUCCAUGCGGGCUCACGUGUCCUUUGCAUUCUGGGAGAGCAAUUGGGCGGCAGACUGGUUGACCAGUCUUUCUUGUGAUACUGAGACAUCUGCCAGGUUUCAGCCUGGGAGCAUGCCUUUGGGACCCCUUCAAGGCAUUCUUCGUGAGAAUAAGGCAGGUUUGCCUGUCCUACGAAGCUAA